GUGGUGCUUCCGAUUCUGCUGAUCCGGGGAGUGACACUAGAGGGAGCCAGAGAUGGGAUCCAGUUUUAUAUUGGCUCAGAGUCCAACUUGACUAAGCUGGCUGCGGCACAAGUAUGGAAAGACGCUGCGUCUCAGACCUUCUUCUCUCUGUCUAUUGGUUGGGGCGGAGUAAUAACACUUGCUUCUUAUAGCAAAUUCCACAACAAUGCCUUGAUAGAUUCAUUAAUUGUCACACUCACUAAUGCUGGCACCAGUGUGCUGGCAGGUUUUGCCAUAUUUUCCAUUUUGGGCCACAUAGCUCAUGUUUACAAAAUGCCUGUUGGAGAGGUGGUGAAGGAAGGUUUUGGCUUGGCCUUCAUUGCAUACCCAGACGCUCUGUCCAAACUGCCUGGUUCUCCAAUCUGGUCCUUUUUAUUUUUUUUCAUGUUGCUGACUAUUGGUCUGGACUCCCAGUUUGGAGCAGUAGAGGUGAUCAUCACAUGCCUGAUUGACUCCUCUCCUAAACGCCUCACGUCCAAACAUGGCACCUUGACCAUAUUAAUCGGUGUACUUCUUUUCCUCCUUGUACUACCUUACGUCACACAGGCAUGGGUGACUCUUGUUGAGCAAUUUGUCGCAAGCUGGGUCAUGCUAAUUUUGGCUUUCUUGGAGAUCACUGGUUUCAUCUAAAUAUAUGGGGGAAACUCUUUUAUUAUGGAUGUUGAGAUGAUGAUUGGCAAGAAGAGUUGGAGUUAUUGGUUCUGGUGGAGAACAUGUUGGUUCUUCAUCAGCCCCUGUGUUAUAGUGGUGAUUCUUAUCUGGUCUCUGAUGACUUUCAUACCCCCUACCUAUGGAACGGUCCAAUACCCAGCUUGGGCUCUGGCUUUGGGAUGGUGCAUGGAAGCGUUUAUCCUUCUUUGGAUUCCGCUCAUUGCUCUUUAUAAGCUGAUAAGAGCACAAGGAACAUUGUGGGAGCGUGUGAAGUCGCUGUGCUCUGCCUCGGAACAUUGGCAUCCCUAUCUAGACAUUCAUCGCGGUGAGCGGUAUGCAGAAGAGCACUGCAGGCGCAGGAGGAGCUCCAGUAAUCUCAGCAAACCAGAACCAAGUCUAAAUGUCAUCUCCAGCUCAAAGUUCUGAUUAAUGUAUUUUCAACCAAUUUAACUAGCACACAGGUGACAAACUCACAUCGAGCCACUACACAUUUAGGCCUUUUUAAGCAAAUCACAUAUUUUUGCUUAACUUCAAACAAUUUUAAGAAUGCAAAUGAUCUUGAUUUUGAACAAAUUUGUCUAUUCAAUGUACUUUCUUGUUG
Syngnathus typhle (broad-nosed pipefish) is the source of this 1291-nucleotide messenger RNA. Its product is annotated as sodium- and chloride-dependent neutral and basic amino acid transporter B(0+)-like. NCBI's taxonomy places the organism in Eukaryota, Metazoa, Chordata, Actinopteri, Syngnathiformes, Syngnathidae. Gene Ontology annotation, biological process: sodium ion transmembrane transport. The record is from RefSeq and is a predicted model, not a curated record. The annotation marks the transcript as partial. Gene Ontology annotation, molecular function: L-proline transmembrane transporter activity. Gene Ontology annotation, cellular component: membrane. The transcript has 9 exons.